AUUUCCCUUCCUAUCAUCGUUGAGCAUCGGCAAGAGGUGCCAACACUGUGCUUUGGAGCCUCUUUAUAUAAACCGGGGAUUGUCCUGAGAGGGCUUACGUCGCUUUAGAUCUCGUCUAUCUCAGUAAUCUCCCAGUUUUUGUUGUUUGGUACCGAUGUCUUCAAGCUCCUCUCACGACCACUCUGCUAUGAUGGCCUCAAUGGCCAUGGAGAGCAGCGCCAGUGUUACGUCAAUGGUUAUGUCUGCCACCAGUGCGAUGGUGAGUUCCAUGGCGAGCUCAAUGGCGUCCUCGAUGAGCAUGGACAUGGAUAUGGAUAUGUCCUCAAGCACCAGCUCAAUGGCCAGCGACCAUAUGAACCAUGCUAGUUCGUCCAGCACCAUGGAUAUGGCUUCCUCAACGUCUUCCUCGAUGGACAUGGACCAUGGCUCGAUGGACAUGUCCAUGAACAGUUACAUGACAACCAACUACGACAGCUACCCAGUGGUGUUCAAGACACUGACAGCUUCAAGCGGUGGUGCUGCCUUUGGUAUCUUUUGCGUGCUCUUCUUCUCUGCCUUCUUCUACAGAGGAUUGGCCUUCUUGGCUGCCUAUUUGGAACAAAGAGUGUUCAAGACUGAAGUUCCAUGCCAGAAUAACGACGAUACAGACACAGAGGCCAAGUGCUGUGACGUUGAUGUCCCAGUGUCCAAUAACCCAGAGAUUGCAAACUCAGAAAAGGACAGAUCAGUAUUGGCCAAGUUCUUCCAUUUCACACCACAAUCACUGUACAGAGACUUUAUCAGAUUGAUCAUAACGUUUGUAUCGGCAAUGUUUGGUUAUGCGCUUAUGCUUGCAGUCAUGUCCUUUGUCAUCACCUACUUCUUUGCGGUGGUACUGGGCAUGGCUUUUGGUGAGAUCUUCUUCUUGAGACUGGCUACUGUAAUGGGGAUCAGACACACCGGUAUGUUCUGCUCGUCUUUACAUUGAGAUGUAUAUAGAAACCUACAUCGAUCUUCGAUAUCGAUAAAGCUGACAUUCUCGACCCGUUCCUUUGUUGUUUUGCUCUUGUGAUUUGUCUUUCAAUACAUGAUAAUGACUAUAUCUUUGUUAAUUGAGUAAGCUUAAAUAGAGCGAAUAUGGAUCACUUCUUGUUACCUUUGCCUUUACCUUUAGCCUUUGGCUCGGCUUCUUCAACUGUUUCCGGCUCAGGUGUCUCGAUGACUUCCGGUUUAUCAGCUUCUUCUUCGUCGUCGUCAUCCUCUUCUUCUUCUUCCUCAACAUCGAUUGGAAUACUCUCCAAUUCUUUAACAAGAUUCUCCAAUUCAGACACAGAGGCCUUAUGGUACUCCAAUUGAAUCUUUGUAAAGAUAAUUAUCAAAUUUACGCUUU
Messenger RNA from Williopsis jadinii, 1369 nucleotides. RefSeq names its product high-affinity Cu transporter CTR1 (gene CTR1). Lineage: Eukaryota; Fungi; Ascomycota; Saccharomycetes; Phaffomycetales; Wickerhamomycetaceae. Gene Ontology annotation, biological process: copper ion transmembrane transport; intracellular copper ion homeostasis. The transcript has a single exon. Gene Ontology annotation, molecular function: copper ion transmembrane transporter activity. Gene Ontology annotation, cellular component: plasma membrane. The record is from RefSeq and is a predicted model, not a curated record. Bases 200 to 967 code for a protein of 255 amino acids.